Antechinus flavipes (yellow-footed antechinus) is the source of this 8804-nucleotide messenger RNA. RefSeq names its product insulin like growth factor 2 mRNA binding protein 1 (gene IGF2BP1). Gene Ontology annotation, cellular component: cytoplasm; nucleus; cytosol. The record is from RefSeq and is a predicted model, not a curated record. NCBI's taxonomy places the organism in Eukaryota, Metazoa, Chordata, Mammalia, Dasyuromorphia, Dasyuridae. Gene Ontology annotation, biological process: regulation of gene expression; nervous system development. The transcript is spliced from 15 exons. Bases 102 to 1835 code for a protein of 577 amino acids. Gene Ontology annotation, molecular function: mRNA 3'-UTR binding.
UUAGCGCUCUUCCCCCCCCACCUCUCGGCCUAGGAUUGUCGCGGUCUCCUGCUUGGCUUGGCGAUCCGGGGGAGUUCCUCCAGCCCCCCAAAACCGCCACCAUGAAUAAACUCUACAUCGGCAAUUUGAACGAGAACGUCACCCCAGCAGACUUGGAGAAAGUGUUUGCGGAGCAUAAGAUCUCCUAUAGCGGCCAGUUCUUGGUCAAAUCCGGCUACGCCUUCGUGGACUGCCCCGACGAACACUGGGCGAUGAAAGCCAUCGAAACUUUCUCCGGGAAAGUGGAACUGCAGGGCAAAAGACUGGAAAUUGAACACUCUGUUCCCAAAAAACAAAGGAGCCGUAAAAUUCAGAUCCGAAAUAUCCCACCCCAGCUUCGAUGGGAGGUGUUGGACAGCCUGCUGGCUCAGUAUGGCACAGUGGAGAGUUGCGAACAAGUGAACACCGAGAGCGAGACUGCAGUGGUGAAUGUUACCUAUUCCAACCGGGAGCAGACCAGGCAAGCCAUCAUGAAGUUGAAUGGUCACCAGCUGGAGAACCACUCACUAAAGGUCUCCUACAUCCCAGAUGAGCAGAUGGCUCAGGGUCCUGAGAAUGGUCGCCGGGGUGGCUUUAAUUCCAGGGGUCAGCCCCGCCAGGGCUCACCUGUGGUGGCAGGUGCUCCCUCCAAACAACAGCCAGUUGACAUUCCCCUGAGGCUCCUAGUACCCACUCAGUAUGUGGGUGCCAUCAUUGGCAAGGAAGGAGCCACCAUCCGUAACAUUACUAAACAGACCCAGUCUAAAAUUGAUGUUCACCGAAAGGAGAAUGCUGGAGCAGCCGAGAAGGCUAUCAGCAUUCAUUCUACUCCAGAAGGGUGCUCUUCUGCUUGCAAGAUGAUUCUGGAAAUCAUGCAGAAAGAAGCAAAAGAUACCAAGACAGCUGAUGAGGUUCCCCUGAAGAUCCUGGCCCACAAUAAUUUUGUGGGACGUCUAAUUGGCAAAGAAGGACGAAACCUGAAAAAAGUGGAACAGGAUACAGAGACCAAAAUCACCAUUUCUUCGUUGCAGGACUUGACCCUUUACAAUCCUGAAAGGACCAUUACAGUUAAGGGCUCUAUUGAGAACUGCUGUAAAGCUGAGCAGGAGAUUAUGAAGAAAGUUCGGGAGGCCUAUGAGAAUGAUGUUGCAGCCAUGAGUCUACAAUCUCAUUUGAUCCCCGGCCUCAACUUGGCUGCUGUGGGCCUCUUCCCAGCCUCAUCCAGUGCUGUUCCUCCACCUCCAAGCAGUGUCUCAGGGGCUGCCCCUUAUAGCUCUUUCAUGCAGGCCCCAGAGCAGGAGAUGGUACAGGUAUUCAUCCCUGCCCAGGCAGUGGGUGCCAUCAUUGGCAAGAAGGGGCAGCACAUCAAACAGCUCUCAAGGUUUGCCAGCGCCUCCAUCAAGAUUGCUCCCCCAGAAACCCCGGAUUCCAAAGUUCGGAUGGUCAUCAUCACUGGACCCCCGGAGGCUCAAUUUAAGGCUCAAGGAAGAAUCUAUGGAAAGCUCAAGGAGGAGAACUUUUUUGGUCCUAAGGAAGAGGUAAAACUGGAAACCCACAUCAGGGUGCCUGCAUCAGCAGCUGGCAGAGUCAUUGGCAAAGGUGGCAAAACUGUCAAUGAGCUGCAGAACUUGACAGCAGCUGAAGUUGUGGUGCCCAGAGAUCAGACUCCUGAUGAAAAUGAGCAAGUCAUUGUCAAGAUCAUUGGACACUUCUAUGCUAGCCAGAUGGCCCAGCGCAAGAUCCGAGACAUCCUUGCUCAGGUGAAGCAACAGCACCAGAAGGGACAGAACAACCAGACCCAGCCAAGGAGGAAAUGAUCUGCCUCCUACCCUAUUGGCCCAGGACAGAAAAAGUAGAAAUCAAAAGAGAGCAGCAAGCUUAAGAAUGAGUGGGAAUCAGGGAGGUACCAUCAAGGAUUGAAUCAGAAUUUUCCACCCUUUAAAACAUGUUUCAAUAAGGAAGGCUGAUUAUUCUAAAAGAUCAAACCAAUUGGCUCAAACUUAUUGUUUGCCCUUCCCCUGGGCAUUCCUCUUCCAAAUUUAUAGCUCAGUGACAAUUGCUUUUAAAUGUGGAUUGUUAUAUUCAAGCUCUUGUUCUCCUACAUCAUGAAAGAAAUAGAAAUAUCCCUUAUUGAAUAUCCUGUGUGAGCAUCCCAAAUAUGAAUGCCCCAUAUUGAGGAGGGGGAACCUCUUGGAAACGUCAUUUGCUUUUGAAAACAAUACCCCCAAAUCUUACCUCUCAUUUGAUAAAAGUAUUCUGACCCUCAUUCCUCAGUGGACUAUAUUUAGUCAUGUUGGUUUCAUCUUCCUUAUAAUGGAAAAAAGGGAACUGUUGAUAUAUGUUGUCCAUAGCCCUAGGUAUCUCAAUAUUGCUCUAAAGGGAGAGUCCAUUAUCCCAGGGAGUAGAAUAUAAUCAUUCUUACCCUUUAAACUCAAUAGAAUGGAAAAAAAAAAAAAAAACACUUUGAAUUACAAUGAUCCACAUUUAAGAGAGUCAUUUGGGCUUGAUCUUAAGCACGUAAUUCUGGGGAGAAAUUUUUUCCAACCCUUAUUAGGGUUUUCCCUCAUGAAACUCCUUCUUUACUACAUGGAUCCACGUAUGUUGUGCUGGGUCCAUGAUAGGGGUCAAGCUGCCAUCCCUGAUUCCCAUCACUCUUAGGCUGAUUUUAUAUUUUUAAAAGUCUGUUUUAAUAAUUGGAUGUGAGAAUCAAGAAGGGGAAAUGAUAGUUCCCCUUGGCAAAGCCUCAGCUCCAUUGAGGACCUGGGUAAUCCUGUGGUGCUUCCCACUCCUAGCCCUUGUGGUUGGGAUGAGAUGAUAUCAAGUCUCUCCUCUGGUAUCAGGGGAGCAGACAAAGCUUUGGGGAGCACUGACUGGUCUUGGGAAAGCUCAUGGAAAAUGAGGAGAUGAAUAGUCCCUCUUCUUCCCUCUCUGAGGAUGGGACUUUGACUUCUAUUUACCCUGAGCUCCAUAGAAAUGUUAAGUCCAUUAACUGGCAAGUGUUCCUCAACAAUCAGCCCAUCAGAAAGGGAAGCUGCUGUUCCUACUUUCUCCUGAUGGAUUAUUUGUGUGACUGUAAGCUUAUGCCCUCCCUGGCUGCUGUUGGCCCAAAGAAAAGGUGCUAAAAAAAAAUUAAUAAUAGUCUAAUACCUUGGGAACGAAAGGGUGAAUCAGAAAUAAAUUCACCUUCCCAGGUUUAACAGACAUGGGUUUGGAAACACUGACAAGGCCAAAGGAAGGCAGCAGCUAUCAGUUUCAUUUAGACCCAUCAUUAUGUGGUGGAGGAAAUGACCAACUUGGGUACCACCUAAUUAGCUGAUUGUUGCUGGACACCAAGCUGGGUGAUGAACUUUAUGACACCCUGGAAAAUGCUGUCGCGUGUGUUGGGAAGAGAGGAAGGUCUGUGCACCUGUGGGAAAGCCACAUGCAUGAAGUUACCUUCCUUCCCACCUUGCAACAAAACCCAAGAUGUGGGUGGAGUCAGGUGAUGCUGUGUGUGAUAGUAAAACUACCUCAAGGUAUGAAAUUACCUCAGCAAUUGUCCCCAAUCCCCCCCCACCCUUUUUUUUUUCUUUUUUUCUUUUUGUUCCCUUUUUCCCUUUUUUUUUUUUUUCUUAUUUUGGCUUGCUGAUAUUUUAUAUAAGAGAGAAAAACAAAAAAGCAAAAGAAGCUGAUAGUCUUGAAUAUUUUAUUUUUUUAAUGAAAAAAAAAAGAAGAAAGUUACGUUUCAUAAAUUUCUUAUACAUGAGCCAGUCACCAGAUAGGAACUCUGAAUGGAGAACAGGCCUAGUGGGAGAAAAACUGCUGGAAUUUUCCUGGGGCAGAGCUAGGGAAAAUACUGAAAGUGGUGUGGGAUUAAACUGCUCCACCUCUAUUUUGACUUUCAGAGUCCAAAAACUGUUUGCCCCAGCUAAAGAAACUUUGCCUAUCUGGCUCUUUGCCCAAAUUCUGGGAAAUAAAAUGCAAUGUGCUAUGGAAGGUCUCACAAUGACCCUCAUCAAGAGCAGCACGUCUAGUAGCCCACCCCUUUUGCCCCCCUCCCCCCACUCUUCAUUUUCCUUGGUCAAAGACCCUUCCAGCUGGUUUUCCCCCACUUGUGGCACUGUUGAAAUAUUUUGCAAAUAUUGCCUCUGUUUUAUCGAGGAGAAAAAAAAAAAAUCAAAAGCGGAACAAACCAACCCUCUAAAAAUUCCCCCAGUCUAUCUGUGUCUAAAAUUUGGGAGCCAAGACUUUAUGCACAGAAGAAAAACAAAACAUAGGGUUGACCCAUCUGCCCCAAAGAGAGGCCUACCUGGUUUUUCACUAUAGUUGCAUUGUCUUUGUUCUUUUUGACCCAAUUCCAUCUUUGCUGCUCCUCUCACUUUCGACCUGUAGGGACAAACAGAAACCAUUGCCUGUUCCCAGAGUCCCUCGCCUCCUUUUCAUUGGAAUGGUCAGAUUUUAAACAUGGAACCUGGCUUGGAGCAUUUUUGGUCUUUAGGUUGGUGAUCGUGGGGCUCAAGUGGCAAUUUUUGAGACGGAGCCCUUACUGCAGGACAGUUUUUCCAUUGGCUGUCACAGAUUUGCCCCACCUUCUCCGGCCUCUUCCCAAGCUUCCACAUCCAUCUCUUCCUAAGAGAUGACGCAAACAGCCUUUUGAGACAGAUAAGGCCAGUGUAAUUUAGCUCCUUGCCUAUCCCAAUAGCAAAAAGGGUCUCCCAAUUUCUUUCAACCUCUGGCUCUACAUACUUCCUCCUAAUUGAAGCAGAAAACAGUUUAUUCAGACAUCGGCAGUUGAUAAUUUAAAGCCAAUUUCCAGCAGCAAGCAUGUUUUGAUACCUGGUUCAGACUGUUUUAUCAGAGAAAAAAAUACCCCACAGUAUAUCUGACAUCUUAUUGUUGCAGCGUUCAUUUUCCUUGGGAUCCUAUUCCCCUCACCUCCUCACCCCCUUCUCCCUUUUUUGCCAAUCUUGGUGACUUGGGGAGAGCAGAGUGGGGACUUUGACUGUAAUACACGACUCACUUGAACUGAGUGAGACAUACAUUCAUAGGUAGCCUUAGUUUGCCUAGCAGGGAAAUGGGGGGCGGGUGAAACUCCCGGGGAAUAUGGACUUUUGGUUAUAGCAGAAGGUUUGCAAAGGGAUCAGAGGCUCUGCUUUGGUGGGGUCUUCUUAUUCCCAUUGGCUAAUUGUAAUUAGGGCUCUUCUUUCGCCCGCUCCCCAUGGUGCCUUCACUUCCCUGUUGGUGAAGAAGAGAAAACAAACUGGCUAAAAGCACUUGGGAGACUUGGAUGAAAUGACUUGAUAAAGGCGACUUUUUAAAAAGCCACUUCUGUGCUGAGAUAGAUACAUAUGUAUUCUAUAUAUUUUUAAGAAAGGACCAUCUCUUCUCUUAGGAUAUUGUUUUUAAUUCUUUGAAUCCCAUUGAAAAACAGAAUGGUUUGAUCCACUGACUUACUUUGAAGCUGCAUCUGCCAAUCCCAUCCUUUCCCAUCUCUCACAAAUCCCACCCAUAGACCGAUUUCCAAGGGUUCAACCCAAAGGUCUAAGGCUGGGUCCUUUUUUGGCUUGUGUAUUCAACCCCUGUGAGAUGCUCAUCCUACCACCUCACAACUUCCUUACCCCAUCAAAAAAAAAAAAAAAAAGAAAGAAAGAAAAAUUAAUCUUAUUAUUUCCCCUUCCCUGAACUCUCCACAUAUCAGGGAAACAGGAGCUUUUCCUUUGCUCCACUACCAAGCAGAACUGGUUCUGUGUGGCCAUUUUCCUCUGUGCCAAAGACUGACAGAGAGAGUGACCAUUUCUGGAAGAAGGCAAUAACUAUUCUCCAGACCUAUUCUCAGAUCCCUUGGUGUGCCUGUUGGAGAAGGGCUCUGGAAGAAGUCGGGUCUGGGAUUGUAGAUUGCUGAAAGAUGAGGCAAAAGUUCUGUGGGGGACAUGCUGGAGGAGCUUUUGCCACAGAUAGAGAGUUCAAAAGGGGGCCUACCUUAAUGGCUGCCCCCCUCCUUAUGGUCAUUUGGCUCCUGGUUGCACUUUUGGGAAUGACAGGGAGUUGAGGGCUCUGAAGAUCUGAGCAUUCCUGCCCAACCACUUUGCUUCUUGCUUCACUGGAAAGCAAAGUGGAGGCAGUGUUGGUUAAGGGAAGAAGCUGAGGUUUGUAGGGGAGAUUAAAAAAAAAAAAGCUUGAGCACCAUUCCCUACUCUCCCAUCAACUUCUUUCUCCUCAUCCCCCCUCCUUCCCAGCCAACAUAGCCCUCUGCCAAAUGGGGGAACAGAAAUGCUACUUAACUACCUCACCGAGCCUGAUGGAAGAGUUGGUGGGGAGGAUGUGAGAGAAGAGCCCAGAGCUCUCCCCUGAUGUCUCUGGGGAUUAGCAACAGCUUCUCAGACUUCUACCUGACUUUCUACUCAGGUGGAAGCAGGAGGAGCCCUCACUUUCUCCCCCUCCAUCUCCAGUGUUUUUCUGAGCUUUCUGAUUCCCUUUCCCUCUUGCUCAGUUCACUCUGGGGUAAAUAUUCAAAUGGAUAACAAUUUAGUGUAUUUCUAAGUAUGAACUCAGGGGACAGGAAGCCUUUUUACCCAGCAAGGCACUAGUAAAUAACAAAAAGGUAGAAGAACCAUCCCUCUGUUCGUAGGGGAUAGACACAAGCCAUUUUCCUCCCAGAUACAUCCAUCCUUUAGAUGCAGAAUAAUUAUCCUGAACACAGACUAGGAAUGACACCAGUUGAAGACUUCAGUUUCUUUCCUUCAGAUACAUAAGGCUUCUCAUUUGGGUGCCCAGGAACAGGAAGGACGCCUCAAGACUGAAGAUGGAUUUGGAAGAGUGAGGGGAGUUUUGGAAGGGAUGAUGGCAAGAAACCAGAUCCUUAUCCCAUUCCUCCCCACCUCUCCGCUGGCUUUUAUUUAGCACCAUCCCUGGGGCAGGAUUUAUUGGCAGUGCCGUCCUGUAGGGCUGCCAUGAGAGUAUUGUUCCCAGAAGGAUGAGACAAAGAAAAGAAACAAGACAGAAUGUUUUUCUUAAGGAAUAAGCAGGAAGCUCCUUAUGAGCACGUAACCACAGGUGAGACUAGGAGUAAAAAUGGACUAACUACCUCAAUCCUUACAAUAAGAUUGGAAGGAAGAGCAGGGACUACGGAUGAACGGGUGAACGGAUCCACCCUCCCAGCUGCCUAGAGAACACCAGAUGAGGCCCCAGCUCCACGUGAUAACUUGGUAGGGUGGGAGUGGGAUUGGCAGGGCCACAGGAGCCCCUCCUCACCCCCAGGAGAUCUGGAGGCUGGACCAAGGGCACCACCAUCACUACCACCACUACCACCACCUUCCUUGCUCUGGAGCCCCACCUUACUCUCACCUCCAGUUCUUCAACCUGUCUCCCGUCUUGCUUUAAAAGAGGGAUCGGCAGAGGGAGGAGAAGCUUUGGUGGGGCUGAGAUUGGGGCUUGACCUCUCACCUACCAUUCACUCGGCCCAAAAGGUGGAAAGAGGGGAAGAGAGAUUUCUUUGAAAUUCCCUCGAUCCCCCUGCCCUCAAAUAACCCCUUUCUUAAGGGAUCAUUUUGCUCUGUGGGGAGAGGAGGUGGUGCAGGAACCCCCACCUGGGAGCUGAAGGGAACCCCUCCCCCUAUCAGGCUCUCCUCGUCCUGAGGGAACUCCCUUUGGACAAAUCCCCCUCCCCCCACACCCUCCAGUGGCCCUCCUAGAAAACCCAUUUUGAUUUAAAAAAAAUCUACCUCUUAGCAAAACAAUAGAAAAAUUAGAUAGUGGCAAUUCCACAGACUGUAGGUUGGGGUGGGGGGAGGGAUGGGGGAAAGAUUUCUUUUUUCCAAAGAGAAAAAAAAAUAUUACCUUAAAAAUACUUUCCAAAAAUAUAAAAACCAAAAAAAAAAAAAAAAAAAAAAGACAUUUUCCAAUAUUCAAUAGACUGUCUACAUUCCCCCAGUAAUUUUUUCCCUCCCUUAAAUACAUUGCAAUCUUCUGCAACUUUCCCCUCCCAGCCCCCACUCUGAAGAUAUUCGAUUUCUGGGUACAGCAUUCCCCAACUAUCUACAGUGGAUCCCACCCCUAUCCUGUUGGCGGGCCUCGCUUGGGCCCUUUUCACUUCUCUCUCCCCAACACACCUGAGAAUCAGGUCACCCCACAAAAGCCAUUGCUUUGGAGGGCUCCACGCCUUACCCACCAUUGCGCCUGUAAGGGGGGAGGAACUUUUUUUAAUGUAAUAUUUUUUGUGUAGUAAAACUUUUCUUCGCAACUUCAUGUAUAGCAAUGUAAACUAACUCUGGCAGGUAAUACCUAAAAGAAAUACCUGAAUCCCCACUGGAUUCUUCCACUUCAUUUAUUAAAAAAAAAAUACACAAUUCCUACAACCACCACUGAUAACAUCCUGGCCUUGGCAGAAUAUCACAGGCCAUGAACCAUCCCUUCCCACCCCUACCCUCAUGAAUGCUCCAUGUCAUUGCUCCCUCCUCAUUGGAGAAAAGAAUUUUUAAGAAAGGGGUUGGGGGUGGAGUGGGGCUUGUAGUUUUGAAUGUGUCUCAACUUAAGUGCUACCCUCUUUCUAUGUGAUUGUAUUGCCUUGGGAAGUUGUACUUGACUGUAAAUGACCUUUCUUUCUGAUUGUACCCUCCCUAUACCCUCUGCUUUAACCCUGUCCUUUACUCUGUCCUCUGGGGAGGCGGGGCAGCUGGUUCAGACUUUUGGAGUUUGUUCUUUUGAUUUAUGUGGGCUCCAGUUUUCUUUCCAGUGAAGGUUGUUUUAGCCACAAACCGCUUUACUCCACUGUUUCCAUUUUAAAAUAAAAAGAAACUUAUACUGACAAA